AGAGUGCGCGAAGAAGACCACAUCGUUGCACCUACGUUGUUGUAGUCGUGGUGUUCGUCGGUGACGGUCAUCGAGUAAACGGACGAAGCGAGUAGAUCGACAAUAGUGAAUUUUCUCUUAUAAAGAAAGAGAGGGGAUGGCUAGGAGUUAGAAGGAGGGGUGGGGAGGGAGAGAGGAAGAAUUGUGUCUGUAGGGGUGGGUAUCCGUUCAUCCCUUGUGCGUUCACCCCCGCGGUAGCAGGACUGUUAGUAGUAGAAAUAUCAGAACGAGCAGCACCGGCGCUUUCAACCACCAACCACCACCACCACCACCAUCAACCACCUCCAUAACCUCCACCACCACCACCACCACCACCACCACCACCGGCAGCAGCAUCGUCGUUCCCUUUGCGACCUGCUCCGGUUCUCUCGCGCGAGAAACGCGCGCGGACUCUCGCGCUGCGUUCCAUGAGAGUAACUCGGAUUUACUCGCGAGAGAUCUGUUUGAGAUAAUAGUGUUAAUAGCUAUUAAUCUAAUUAGUUAAGAAGAAAAAGGAAUAUAUAUAUUCCUGAAUCGUGUUGCCACACACGAUUCGGGACCGUACUUCUUAUUUAUAACAUUUCUUCUAUCUUAACCACCAUCAACCAACUAACCAACACCACCACCAACUGCUACUACUGGAAAUUUCGUUAGCGUGAUCAUCAUCGGUUCGUUCACCGUGUGACUUUAUCUCUUUCUCUUGGGGUUAUGUCUACCUUAUUAUACGCAAAUAGUAUUCGUAAUAGUAAUAAUAAUAAUAAUAAUCGUAGUAAUAUUGCCAACGUGUACGCUUGUGUUAACGGGAGUGCCGGCAAAGAAGAAGAAGAAGAAGUAGAAAACGUAAAGUGUACCAUUAUUAUUCUUCAUUAUUAAAAUAAUAAUAAUAAUAAUAAUAACAAUAAUCAUCAUCAUCGUCGUCGUCGUUUGACGUCAUCUAGGAGUCUAACCAAAAAAGAAACAAAAAAGAAAGAAAAAAGAGAGAAGGAGAGAUUUAUCGUCGAAUAAAUAUUAUUUGAAUAUAGAAAUAAAGGAAAAUAGUGGAAAAGACAUAGUGCAGAAUAGGAGGAAGAAAUGUCCGCGAUGUCGCGGGGUCCGCCCCGCGCUCGCGGACCCACGCGGAUCAUCGAGAGGACGACGCCUAAUCUUGGAAGAGGUAGAACAAGAGGAGGAAUCAUCCUCAAUAAUAUUGUCAACCUUAAAUUCGUCCUCUUGGUUAUCCUCGUCACUGUAUUCACGCCCCCGGUUCUUGCUGAGAAAAGCAAAGAAUAUCAGAUGAGCGAUAUUUGUAAGAAAUAUUUCAUGCGAGAUCUCUACAGAAAAAUAGACGGUGCAGUAUUAACCUCUAAACACGAACGUGAUCUCGAUUGUGCAAUCACCUUUCAAACGCACAGCAUCCUUCAACGUUUCAUGCUACGAUUUGAUCAACUUCAACUCGAUUGUAACGAUCAUCUUUACAUCUACGAUGGUGCACACGCGGUUGGUAGUUAUAAGGCUGACCUGUCCUGCAGAAACACGAAGAACAGCGUUGGUGCGAUUUAUACGCGUACCAACUUCGUGACGUUGAAAUAUGUCACCGACGCCUGGGGUACCAACAUGAAUGGCUUCCGUCUCGUCAUCACUGCCGUCAAGGAUCCCAAACACACCUGCAAGGAUUUUCGUUGUACUCAAAACGAAUUUUGCAUAGAAACGGAUCUACUUUGCGACGGUGUCAAUCAUUGUGGCGAUGGUUCCGAUGAAGCAACCUCCACUCUCUGUGCCAAUUCCGAGGCAUCAACGAUCCUGGGCAUGCAAACGACCUGGUUCGCAGCUGCCUUCGUUUUCUUGCUCCUGUCUAUGACUGGUCUGAUUACAGCAGCAGUUUUCUGCUUUUGUAGACAACGAGCCUCGACCCCGAGGCACCCCCAUAACGCGCACAAUGCUCAGACUCACCCCCCUGUCAGCUUCCCAUGGAUUCGAAGCUCGUGGUGGAGGUGCGCUCGAUACGUGCUUAUCCAUCGUGAAGUUUCCCUGAGCAGCUACAAGCAACACGUUUCACUGUGGACAGUUUCGUCGCGAAGCUCGUACGACAAAGUUCUACACUUGCUACUAUUUCUGUUCCACUUAUUACACUUCAAAGAGGACGACACGAAGAAUAAGAAGAAAGAUCAAGCUAAAAAUAAUAAGGAGAAGGUGGAAGAGGAAGAGGAAGAGGAGAAAAAGAACAAAAACAACAUUAACGAAGAAGGAGGAGGAUAUAUAACUAGAGAAGUCUUCAACAGUAUUAACAGCAGCAGCAGCAGCAGCAGCUUUUUCUUCCUCUUCUUCUUCUUCUACUACUUUUUCUCAAGUUUGAGAAAACUUGGAUCAAUGAGAAGAAAAUCUUGGAAGAUGACGUCUCACGAGAAUACGACUAUUAUUAAUACGACAAGAAAUAGAAAUAGUUAUAAUCCGAUAAACAGAUUGUUAACAACUAUCGUAUUUUGUUUAAUCUUGUCAAUAAAUAAGAUCGAUGCUGUCCAAGAUAGUAACAAUAUAGUGAUCGGUAACGUUGACAAUGACAUUAGUAAGGAUUACUUCAUAGGACCUUGUUUAGUGAACACCAAUCAAACCUGUCCAGACGACGAAGUGACGUUCUUUUUAUAUACUAGAAAAAAUCUAUAUAAAGGACAACGUAUAGUUGUAUCAGAUACCGAUUCGAAUUUAGACGACACUAACUUCGAUUCUUCUAAUCCAACGAAGAUCAUAGUUCACGGUUAUAAUUCUGAUAUGCAAUUGAGUAGUUUGAUCGAUGUUAGAGAUGAAUAUUUGAAAAAGGGCGAAUACAAUUUGAUUGCUAUCGAUUGGCAUAGGUUAGCUGUUGGACCAUGUUAUCCGAUAGCUGUUCACAAUGUUCAACACGUCGGUGAAUGUCUCGCACAAUUAAUACGAAGAUUAGAGUUUCACGGUGCCAAGGAUUUACACGUCAUUGGGUUCAGUUUGGGCGCACACGUGCCUGCAUUCUCAGCUAAUUAUCUUAAACCUUAUCAAUUGGACAGGAUAACUGGAUUGGAUCCAGCAAUGCCGUUAUUCGUAACAGUUAGUGCACAAGACAAAUUAGAUCCUACCGAUGCUAAUUUCGUUGACGUUUAUCAUACUAAUGCUUUUAUUCAAGGCAAAGUUGAGCCAUGCGGUCAUAUUGAUUUUUACAUGAACGGUGGUAUUAAUCAACCCGGUUGUUGGGAAAACCGAAAUCCGUUUGGUUGUAAUCAUCAUCGAUCUGCAGAAUAUUUUGCCGAAUCCAUUAACUCGAAUAAUGGUUUUUGGGCUUGGCCUUGUCCGGGUUUUUUUUCCUACCUUUUGGGUCUGUGCCCACCAAGAUAUCCGGCUGUUUUAGCUGGGGAUCGAGUUGAUAGAAAAUUUAAAGGAUUUCAUCUGGUUAAAACUAAAUCAUCUAGUCCUUAUGCGGAAGGAAUGUUUAUUGUUAAUCCUCAGGAUGUUAAUUAUAAAAAAAAUACGAUCGUUUAGAUUAUAUAACACAUUUGAAAUCGGUAACGCAAUAGUAAAAAUAUUUUAUGUUAAUUAAGUUUUUUAUUCAUUUAUCGAGAUAAAAGAAUUUCUCGAUUUAGGAUUAUGUAAACGUGUAAAAAAUGGUAAAAAAGAUAGAAACAUCUAUAUAUAUAUAUAUGUGUAUGUGUGUAUGAAAGAUAUGUUAUGUAGGAUGAUAAACGUUCGAUAUUCCGUUUAAUAUUCACGCGUGUGUAAUAAAUCGUAGAGUACUGGUCAGGAUCGUUUUGUGUGUUUAUCGUGAGUCUAUCUCUUUCCCUCUUAUUCAUUCUCGUCGAGGGAGAAGAAUCUCUCGUUCCAAUUGCAGUACCAACAGCAACACCAGGUUUACACAAAACAUAUAUAUAUAUGAAUAUACGUGUGUACGAGUGAGUGUGUAUAUCGUAGACACCCGGUAGUGCUAAUCGAUAUAGUGCUCCGACGAGCGUAAUAGAACUAGGACGUGUAUAACAUACACCCGAAUAAAAAUUCUUUAUCGAUCCUUCCAUUCCUAUCGAAAUGUAGAUAAAAGAACGUUACUUCUGAACGUUAUGUACUAAAUAAGAUAGUUAUAUACGAGUGAUAAGGACAUAUGUCGAAUAGAAUGAUUAUUUAUCUAUUCUAGAAUUAUUUCAAUUUAUAUAAAUAGUACCACACUGUGAGAAACCGAAAUUAGAUAAUGUCAAUAUUCACAUGACCGUUUGGUAUAUGUCCGAAAUAUUAAUGGAAGUAUAAGAAUAAACCUAAAUGUUCGAUCUUUCACUGAUGUAUUUGGUAUAUGUUAACAAUUCACCAUGUGAAUCUUGACAUUAAACAACUUCGGUCUUUUGCGGUAAUAUAUAUAUACUAUAACUGUAUAUUUAUAACUAAUAUACUAUACAGUAUAUUAUACUGUAAUAUAUAUUAUAUUGAAUCGUUCGGAAAGUAAUUUCAUUUAUACAUCGAGACACUUACUAUUAGUUAAUUGUUUUUUAUCGAUUAGCAAAAUUUUACUUUAUACGUCUAAAAUCAAUUGACAUUUUAUAAACGUAGAUACGGUUUGGACGUAAAUUGUUUUUAUCUCAAGAGAUGUCCUACCCAUUGAUAAUAACAAAAUACAAUGAUAGUGUAAAUGAAAAACAACACUAGUAUUUAAUUGAAUUUGCGUUUCUUCCCAUUUUUACACAUUUUAAAUUGUCAAAUAAAACAUUAAAAAACGUUGGAAACUCAUGGUAACCAAAGUGGAGUAUAAUUUGAAAGUGCAAAGGGUUAAAACGUUAUUGCAUUACGAUUUGUCGAGUAGGUUUUUUUCUGUUUUUUUUCUUCUAAAAACGACGAAUCAAAAAAUCAACAUUUUUUGAUCGGAUUUAUUUCGUUUUAUUUUCCGAACGAUUUGACGAGACAUGCUUCGUUUCGUAGAAGUUUAUAAAAAUUGUUAAUUCUAAUAACAAUUAUUGUACACAAUUUGAUAUUUACGUCGAUAUUAUAUUCAUUAAUUAAUUUAAACGAUUUAUAUUAAUUAGAUCGAAUAUAUAUAAUAUACCCGAUCGAUGAUACGGGGGAAUAUAAUUAAAUAGAUACAUCUAUAUCAAUAAUACGUAUAAUUAAUUAAUCGAUUUAUUAUAUUAUCCGCAGUAAUUAUAAUAAUUAGUGACAUUAAAUCAAAUUUAAUAAAUUUUGUUUUGUUUUUAUAUUCAACGAAAGAUGAUGAUAAAUAAUUAAUGAAUGACUUUAAAUUAGGAUUACAUUAAUUAUUUUUAAUUACGUCAGCGGUAACAAAUGAUCAAAUUGAUCGAAAAUAAUUGAUUCAAUAUCAUUAGUAUUAUAUUUUUUCUUCUUUUUUUUUAUAAAAUUAGAAUAUUAACAUUAAACGUACCAUAUCAUGAGCGGUCAAAUGACCGGAUAAUGUAAUUUGUAAACAAUUCGGUGAAAUGUACAUUAUUCAUUUAUAAAUCAAAAAAAGGUAUAUAUUGUUCAUUAUCCAAUUGACAAAAAAUUCUCAUUCUCUAUCUGAAAAUAGAAUUAUAAUAUUUUUUUACCUCACGUAGAAAUAGAUAUAUAUUAAAUUUCGGUACGUUUAGUGUUAAUUAACCCUUUGAGUGCUGAAUACUUUUAACUGUAGUGUUUUCUAAAGACAAAAUAGUUUAUUAUUAGUGCGACUGUUUCCAUUGAUUGAUAUUAUUAACACACCAAAUUCUCUAAUAAUAAAUUAUAUAAUUAAUAAUGAAAGUUUUUGUUACUUAAUACAAUUUUCAUGUGAUAAGAUAAACAACAAUAAUCAAUACGCAAAACCAAUAUUACAUUAAUAUUGACAAAUCACGUUAUAUGUGUCGAUGAUAAACCACGCUUGCAACAUUUUACCAAACGCAUAUAUGCGUCCAUAACAGUCAAAGGGUUAAAAAUAACAAAACCAAAAAAAGAAAAGAGGUGAUUAGAAUUUUCCAAAGAGUAAAAAUGAUUAGAGAUUCGCUAUCUCUAAUGAUAAAAAAUAUAUUAAUCAAAUUUGCUUGAGCCCCAUGUUUGGAUUGUGUCCAAACAAUUCGUUAGUUGCCUAACGAGCAUCUCGUUACUCGUCACUACGUGAUAGUAAGAGGAAUGUAAAAAAAAAGAAAAAAAUACAGAAAAAAAAAAGACAUACAAAAAAGGAAA
Messenger RNA from Polistes canadensis, 6147 nucleotides. RefSeq lists its product as uncharacterized. The transcript has 6 exons. The coding region runs from base 1090 to 3501 and encodes 803 amino acids. The record is from RefSeq and is a predicted model, not a curated record. Lineage: Eukaryota; Metazoa; Arthropoda; Insecta; Hymenoptera; Vespidae. Gene Ontology annotation, biological process: lipid metabolic process. Gene Ontology annotation, molecular function: protein binding; lipase activity.